AUGUCCUCCACCGUGAACAACGGGGCGGCCACCAUGCCGUCCCCACCGGACGCGGCGAACGGCUUCCCGCAGCCGGGCGCCUCCUCGGGGACCUGGCCGCGGGCGGAGGAGGAGCUGCGCGCCGCAGAGCCGGGCCUGGUGAAGCGCGCGCACCGCGAGAUCCUGGACCACGAGCGCAAGCGGCGCGUGGAGCUCAAGUGCAUGGAACUGCAGGAGAUGAUGGAGGAGCAAGGGUACUCAGAGGAGGAGACACGGCAGAAGGUCAGGACUUUCCGGCAGAUGCUGAUGGAGAAGGAGGGAAUGCUCACCAGGGAGGACCGGCCUGGGGGCCACAUCGUGGCGGAGACCCCGCGGCUGCUCGAGGGCGCGGACCCGGGCCAGGAGUACGCGCCCUUCGACGAGGACGACGGCCCGGUGGACUGCGGCUGCCCGGCCGCCUGCUACCGCGGGCACCGGGGGUACAGGACCAAGCACUGGUCCAGCAGCUCGGCGUCGCCCCCUCCCAAGAAGAAGAAGAAAAAGAAAGGCGGCCACCGGAGAAGCCGCAAAAAGAGGAGACUGGACUCCGAGUGCAGCUGUGGGAGCUCCUCACCGCAGCGCAAGAAGAAGAAGAGUGUGAAGAAGCACCGCAGAGACAGGUCUGAUUCUGGGUCCCGGAGGAAGAGACGACACAGAUCUCGAAGCCCCAAGAGCAAAAGAAAAGAGAAGAACAAAGAGAAGAAGAGGCCACAUGCGGAGUCCCCAGGUCGGAGGUCCAAUCGCCACAGCAGCGGCAGCUCUCAGAGCCCCUCCCUCUCUUCCCAUUACAGCGAUUCCAGAUCACCCAGCAGGCUGAGCCCCAAGCACCGAGAUGACGGGCGGAAGACGGGCAGCCAGCGGUCCAGCGGGAGCCGGUCGCCUUCCCCGUCUGGCGGCAGCGGAUGGGGGUCGCCCCAGCAGAACGGCGGCAACAGACAGCGGAGCGGAGCGCACGGGGGCCGCCCCGGCUCGGCGCACAGCCCGCCAGAUAAGCCCAGCUCGCCCUCGCCCAGGGCCCGCGACCAGGCGGAGGCCGGCGCAGCCACGCCGCCCGCGCGGGGCAAGGAGAGCCCGAGCCCGCGCUCGGCGCCGUCGUCCCAGGGCAGAGGAGGCCGCGCGGCGGGCGGGGCGGCCAGGCGCUCGUCGCGCUCGCUCAGCAGGGCCCGCUCCAGCAGCGACUCCGGCGGCGGUGGCGGCGGCGGCGGCGGCGGCGGCGGCGGCGGCAGCGGCGCCCCCGGCCCCGGGCCCGAGCCCGGCUCCGAGCGAGGCCACGGCGCGCACGGGAAACGGACCAAGGAGCGGCCCCCGCGCGCCCGGCCGGCCAGCACCUCCCCGUCCCCGGGCGCGCACGGCAGGCACGGCGGCCCGGAGGGGAAGAGCUCGUCGCGCAGCCCGGGCCCCCACCCGCGCUCGUGGAGCUCCAGCCGCUCGCCCUCCAAGUCCCGCUCACGCUCUGCGGAGAAGAGGACCCGCAGCCCCAGCCGCUCGCCGUCGCCCAAGAAAACCCUGGGCCGGGACAAGGACGGCGAGGGCCGCGCGAGGCACGCCGAGGCCGAGGCCGCCCGCGCCCGGCGCCGCUCCCGCAGCUACUCGCCCAUCCGCAAGCGGCGCCGGGACUCGCCCAGCUUCAUGGAGCCACGGCGCAUCACCAGUGCCCGAAAGCGUCCCAUCCCCUACUACCGGCCCAGCCCCUCGUCCUCCUCCAGCUGCCUGAGCAGUGACUACUCAAGCCGGAGCCCCAGCCGCAGCCCCAGCCCGGGCCACAGCCACGGAAGCUACAGCAGCCGCAGCCGCGGGACCCGCAGCCGCACACGCAGCCCCUCCCGGACCCCCAGUCCCAGCUACCACAGCCGGAGCAGCUCAGAGAGUGGGGGCUUCUGA
This is a messenger RNA of Callorhinus ursinus (northern fur seal), 1899 nucleotides long. The record is from RefSeq and is a predicted model, not a curated record. Lineage: Eukaryota; Metazoa; Chordata; Mammalia; Carnivora; Otariidae.